GACACACUGAAUCCAGUUGCGGAAUAUUUUUCAGAAUAUCAAAACAGGAAAACUGACCAUUUAACAAAUGAUUAAUAAACUUACCAGCCUCAAAGCUAUGUAGUCUUUGCUCAAAGGCUGACCAGCCUGUAAGUGAAUAUCCGGGGCACAUUCUUUCAAUCUGCACACAAACACAUGUGUGAUCGGGACAGUACAGACAGGAGGUGCAGCUCCUCUCUCUUGGAAUAGCCUAUAUACAGAGGUGCCAUGAGCUAACCGAGGGCUUAAACUAGAUUUUGUUCAAUGGGUAAUUCAGGGGUGUGUUGUGGCAAUCUGGAGGAGCAGAAGGGGCUGAUGAAGAUGGGCCUUUGUAUGGUGUUAGUAGGGCAUGUGAACUUCCUGCUGGGUGCUCUGGUCCAUGGUGUGGUGCUGAGACACUUCAGCCUGCAGCGGGGACAGGCCAUGGAAAGCGCCAUCUCUAACGUCAUAGCUCUGACAGCGGGCCUGCUGGGUGUCAUUAUUGGGAUAUUGACUAUUGUUCUGUCCAAAAAUGAGAAGAACAGGCUACUGACUUUGUCACUGCUCGUGUUAAGUGCUGUAGCUGGUUUAGUGGCUGCCGCCUCAGUCAUCGGUCUGAUGGUGUCCUUGGUAAAGACCAUAAUUCAUGGCGACAAGAGACUACUCGCUUACUGUGGCUACAAUGAUGGCAGGAGUCACCUAACCAUUGCCAAUGAGUGUCCUUUUGACCCCACUCGUAUUUUUAGCACCACGAUUGUCCUCUGGGUCCCAUUGAUACUAAUGAGUGCAGUGGAGAUGGUGUUCUCUUGCCGCUUAUUUAAGGUCUCCAUCUCCUACCUCGUUCAGUCCUGGUGCCUCCGCAAACAACAUCUACAAGAUGAGAACAGAUUGAUGAAAACCCCGGGAGCGUGCGAGCCCCGCUGCGUACCUCCACUCAGUCGUUGUGAAGGAGACGAGGAGCGGAGGUUGUCUGUUAGACCCCCAGAGCGGUACAAGCCACCCUGCAACUUUCACCCGCACCGCUCCGCGUCCUCCGGCCAGUACCGCCAAAACCUCUCCUCAUCCCCGUUCAACCGGGCGGCGCUGGAACGGUCCAGUAUCUGGAUCUGAAUUUGAAACAGACCGUGGCACUGGCCUCAUUCGAGGAUCAAGGAUAGACUACAGGUCGCAUCUGAUGUUUUGUCACUCACGGACCGUCACUUUUCGUUUGUUGUCAAUAUACCUAUUCAAUAGCGUCUAGUUUAUGCUGUCUAGAGAGAAAAGUCAGGUUUUGCAUACUUUGGGGGGUAAAAAAUUCCCCACAUAGCUAAUAGAAUACUAAAAGCUGAAAUUACCAAUAACAGUAGGCCUAUACUAAACACAAUAAGCUUAAUGAAAAUAGAAAACAUUUAGAAAGGUUUCUAAGACUGUUCGCUAAUGUUAGGCCAUAGCUCACUAUAAAGUCAUUAGAAAGUCUAAAAAAAAAUCAUUUCAGUGAAAUUUACGGUAAAAAUACGGUAGCAACAUUUUAGGUUUUACAGAUUUAACUUAAAUUUACAUUAAAAAAACGUUUUUAUUAACUAAUAUAAUGUUAAUUAUGACUGUAAUACUAAUAAUGACACUAAAGUAAUGCAAUAAACAUUAAUUUAACAACAUUAGAUGGAACAUAAAAUGUACAUAACUGAUGAGAAAAAAAUUUAGAAGCAAAGUUGUUUCAAUGAAAAUAAAAAUCAUGAUAAUUUUUUAAAGUGAAA
Molecule: messenger RNA, 1730 nt
Organism: Ctenopharyngodon idella (grass carp)
Lineage: Eukaryota; Metazoa; Chordata; Actinopteri; Cypriniformes; Xenocyprididae
Gene: tmem54b
Product: transmembrane protein 54b
Exons: 6
Coding region: 283-1107 (274 amino acids)
Source: RefSeq, a predicted model, not a curated record